Molecule: messenger RNA, 2912 nt
Organism: Leptosomus discolor (cuckoo roller)
Lineage: Eukaryota; Metazoa; Chordata; Aves; Leptosomiformes; Leptosomidae
Source: RefSeq, a predicted model, not a curated record
AUUUAAUAGAAAACGUUUACAUAGCUUCGAGAAGCAGGAGGGAGCCGAGGUGCCCCCAGGCCAGCGAGGUCCCCGAGCACAGGCCGUCGGUGAACAGCAUUACCGUUUCCAAGAAACGCAGCUGGCUGCAGCAGAGCACGCACCGACCUCCUCCUCCUCCUCCUCCGGGAGAAGAUGAUGCCUGUAAGGAAACGCACGGGGCUGUUAUCCCGGUACCCAAAUCUCCCAUCCUGCUCCCGGAACCCGCAGCGCCACGGGCUCCUUCCCUGUCACCGGUGCGGCGAAGCUGCGCUCCCGUCGGUGCCCUGCCGCGCGCCGCGAGCCCUGCGGCACCGAGGAGCGCUGCUUUGGACUUCGGUGAGGAUAACGACGCGGAUGAUGAAGGAGAAAUAUGGUACAACCCCAUCCCUGAAGAUGACGAGCCUGCCUUGCCCAGGAUCUGCCCUUCUGCUGUGGAUAGCCCUGUUGCCGUGAGCUCCCCGGCGGUUCGGUACAACCCCCUCCCUGGGGGUGACUCUGGGAUGGCCACGGGACCUCAGGAGGGUCCCCCGUGCUCCACGGAGAGCGCAGGGAACAGUCGGACGGCUCAGCCCAACGAAGUGAGUCAGGCCGAUGCCGUGCAUCCCGGGGAGCCCGUGCCGCAGCACCGGCAGAGGUUCGCCUGCAAGGCUCCCAGUGUGCCGGCAGUAGAGGACAAUCCUGCCUUUAAGUGCCCUUCAACAGAGCUGAAGCCAGUUUGUCCGUGGGCUUUUGGGGAGUUUGUGGACGUGCUUUUGAAGGUCGAGGGCUUAUCCAUGCACGUGUCUUUGAUCCGUGGGGUGACAAUGCUUCCCAGUCCUCUGAAAAAAAGUGGAUCAAUCAACUGGCCUUUCCCCGAUAGAAUUAAAUCUCCCAGGACUGUGAGGAAGCUUUCCAUGAAAAUGAAAAAGCUGCCAGAGCUGAGCAGGAAGCUGAGUGUCAAGGGAGCUUCAAGCCAUACUAGCUCAGAUAAUCCUCCUUCCCUGCUGAAAGGUGGCUGCCGGGACACAAGCCACACGGUGUCUUUGCCAUCUUCUGGCAGCUCAGCCACAGCUGCCAGCAGGAACGUGAUAAGUCGUUACCAUCUCGACAGCAGCGUGUCGUCGCAGCACACCUACAAAAAGAAAAGCUCGAGGAGCUCCAGAUCCUUCAGCAAAGGUGGUUACCUCAGUGAUGGCGACUCUCCCGAGCUUAUAACAAAAUCGGGUAAACAUGGCCCUGAAACCAAGUGUGGGAAAGGAAAGGAGAGCCUUCCAAGCAGCAGUGGUAAAACCGAAAUAGAUAUCGAUGCCUUCAGGCAUUACAACUUCUCUGAGCAACCCAAGUGCUCUCAGUACAUCUCUGGGCUCAUGAGCAUUCACUUUUACGGUGCUGAAGACUUAAAACCACCAAGAAUAGACUCAAAAGAUGUCUUUUGUGCAAUACAGGUUGACUCGGUAAACAAAGCAAGAACAGCCCUGCUUACGUGUAGGACGACGUUUCUGGACAUGGACCACACGUUCAACAUCGAAAUUGAAAACGCUCAGCACUUAAAGCUGGUGGUGUUCAGCUGGGAACCCACCCCGCGGAAAAAUCGCGUGUGUUGUCAUGGAACCGUGGCCCUUCCGACUCUCUUCCGAGUGACAAAAUCACAUCAGCUGGCUGUCAAGCUGGAACCGAGGGGGCUUAUUUACGUCAAGCUGUCGCUCAUGGAGCAGUGGGAGAACUCUCUCGAUGGCCUCGACGCCGAUCGGGAGCCCCUGGUGUUCGGGGUGGAUGCUCGGAAAGUUGUGGAGAAGGAAAAUGCAGGCUUGAUGGUGCCACUUUUGAUGCAGAAGUGCAUUCUGGAGAUUGAAAAGAGAGGCUGUCAGGUGGUCGGCCUGUAUCGGUUGUGCGGCUCGGCAGCGGUUAAGAAAGAGCUUCGCGAGGCGUUUGAGAGGGACAGCAAGGCUGUCGCUCUCUGUGAAAGCCAGUACCCAGAUAUUAAUGUCAUAACAGGCGUCCUAAAGGAUUAUCUGCGAGAGCUCCCCUCUCCCCUGAUAACCAAGCAGCUCUACGAAGCAGUGUUGGAUGCCAUGGUGAAGAAUCCCUUGAAAAUGACAGCCAGCGGUUGUGAGAAUGACCCGAGUGACUCUGAGCACACAGCAGCCCUUCUGGAUUGCCUGCCAGAUGUUGAGAAGGCUACCCUGAAGAUGCUGUUGGAUCACCUCAAGCUGGUGGCUUCUUACCACGAAGUAAAUAAGAUGACGUGCCAGAAUUUAGCUGUAUGUUUUGGGCCCGUGUUGCUGAGCCAGAGGCAGGAGACCACCAACCAUAACAACAGAGUCUUCACAGAUUCAGAAGAGCUCGCCAGCGCCCUGGACUUCAAAAAACACAUCGAGGUUCUUCACUAUUUACUCCAGCUGUGGCCAGUACAUCCCUCGCCUGCCAAAGAACCGGCACAUCUGAAUGCGUUUCCCGAGCGCCCAUCCUCCCUGAAUUACCUGAGACCCAGGAGGCCGAGACCUCAGAUGCUGAAUCUGAGCGGGACCGAGAUGUCUGGGGUGCUCAGACCAAGGCCAGCAGGGCUAGACAGCCCGUCGAGCAACCGCUACGCUGGAGACUGGAGUGGUUGUGGGGAGAACUACUUCUUAAACCCCAAAGACUGCCUGAGCGAGGCGGACUACGAUGAUGUCCCUUCGGAAGAUACGGAGAGCGGGGAUGACAGCAGCAAAGCCGAGGAGUCGGAUGCCCCGGGAGGACGCCCGCAGCCCAUCCCCGGAGAGCAGACGUUUCAGAGCUAUUUGACAAUGCAAGCCAUAGACUCGGCGGUGGAUCACCGAGCAAACCUCAAGGACCUGCAGGAAAGUAUUGAUACUCUGAUAGGAAACCUGGAAAGGGAACUCAACAAAAACAAACUAAAUAUGAGUUAUUAA